UGAAGAUAUAAGGUAUUCCCCGAAGGGUCGGAGUGAUCCAGAAGUUGGAAAUCACUUGUAAGAUAACGACGAUGAGGCGCCUCAUAUUUUUUCUGUUAAUCGCCGUGGCUCUUGCCGAGGAAAGGCCAAUGUACACCACGAAAUACGAUAAAUUGGACAUUGACUCGAUUAUCACGAAUGAUAGACUACUGAAGAAUUAUAUCCAUUGCUUGAUGGAUGAAAAACCAUGCACACCCGACGGAAGUGAAUUCAAAAGGAAUUUACCAGAUGCAUUGGAGACAGGCUGUGCUAGUUGCAGCGAGGCCCAGAAGACAAUGGCAGAAAAAUUUUAUCAUCACCUGAUUGACAACAGAAUUGACGACUGGAUGAAACUGGAAAAAAAAUACGAUCCUCACGGUAACUACCGGAGAAACUACCUUGGAGUCGACAUUGAAACAUCUACAGUGGCUGUUUGAAAUAAUCAAUCUACGACGUGCGCAAAAUGACCCCUACCUCACAAAUCAAAUCCUAUUCUCUAUCUUCUUUAAAUUUUUCCACUCGUAUUUUUUUCUCUUCAAGCAUGAUUCACUGACGUAUGUUGAUGCAAUAUCACAAAUCAUAUACAAUUGUUAUUCAAACAGCAGCCUCUCCUCCCCUUAGUUGCAUCCAUUCCUAUUAUUUCAUUAUCGAACAUAUAAAACAGCUUUAUCUCCAGUAGUGUGUAAUUUUUUCCUCUUCAACUCUAACUCUUAUACGUUUUUUUCGCAAUCAAUUAAUUCUCUCUCUUUAUAGAUAAAUCAUUGAUUCUAAACUAGACGCAUUGCGUAUUAGAUUAUAAAUAAUGAAUGAAGCAAAUAAUAUUGUUUCUCUUUAUCCAGUUCCUUCUCCGUCAUUCAUGAUUCACAUAUUUUGCUGUAAUAAUGAUCAUUUAAAUGUGUCUCUAUCGAAUUAUAACUAGUCCGCGGUGUACCCGCGGGUAAUCAAAUAAAUUAAGUAAAAUUUAAGAAGUUAAGAAAGGAAGACACUGUCAAAUAAGAGAAAAUAUAAUUGUAAUAGGGAAUUUGUAUGACUUGAAAAUAGUAUAUUUCGUAACAAGUGCUGAGAAGUGAUUUUUAACGCGUGGGAGUUUUAUAAGAUGAGCCGAAGGCGAAUGGUAUAAUCCUAAAUGCUAAAAACAACUCUCUGCACUAGUUAUGAACGAUAUAUCUCGUCGCGAUGUGCGGGAAAGUCACAUUGACAGUUACUUUUCAGCGCAUUGUGAUGAAAAAAUUAUUUCCUUAUUCUGACUCUACACCAUCUACCGCUCAAAUGCCCAGGAAGCAAUACUUUUUUGCAGUUUAAUGAACUGAUAAUUAUUUUUCUGAAAAAAAAAAA
Molecule: messenger RNA, 1353 nt
Organism: Fopius arisanus
Lineage: Eukaryota; Metazoa; Arthropoda; Insecta; Hymenoptera; Braconidae
Product: ejaculatory bulb-specific protein 3
Exons: 2
Coding region: 72-455 (127 amino acids)
Source: RefSeq, a predicted model, not a curated record